AUGUCUGAUUCUCCUUUGCAUGAUGGUGAUGUCGACUAUGAGUCUCUACCACCAAACUCUCCACUGUAUCAUCAAUUGCUUGCGGGUGCAUUUGCAGGUAUAAUGGAGCAUUCAGUAAUGUUCCCUAUAGACGCUUUAAAGACACGAAUACAAUCAGCUGCUACUGUGGUGGUAGCUACUGCUACUGCUACUGGUGGUGGUGUUAGUGCAACUAUGCCUUCGCAACCUAGAACAGGACUAUUAUCACAGAUUGCUAAGAUUUCGUCGGCAGAAGGUUCCUUUGCACUAUGGAAAGGAGUUCAAUCAGUGAUAUUAGGUGCAGGACCUGCUCAUGCUGUAUAUUUUGGUACUUAUGAGAUUUGUAAAAAAAAAUUGAUCAAAGAAGAAGAUAGAUUUACUUAUCAACCAUUAAAGACUGCAUUGAGUGGUGCUGCUGCAACAACGGCUUCUGAUGCAUUGAUGAACCCAUUCGAUACAAUAAAACAAAGAAUGCAAUUGAAUCCAAAAGUGAAAGUAUGGCAAAUUGCUCAUAGGAUAUACAAAACAGAAGGACUUAGCGCAUUUUAUUAUUCUUAUCCAACAACUUUAGCAAUGAAUAUCCCCUUCACAGCAUUAAAUUUCGUCGUUUAUGAAUCCUCAACAAACUUCUUUAAUCCAUCUCAUUCUUAUAAUCCUCUCAUUCAUUGUAUUUGUGGUGGGUUGAGUGGUACUUUAUGUGCCGCCAUUACGACUCCUUUGGAUUGCAUAAAGACAGUUCUGCAAGUAAGAGGAAGUGAUUCGGUAACAUUGCCUGUAUUGAAACAAGCAGACACGUUUAAGAAAGCUACUACUGCAUUGGUGCAGGUAUAUGGAUGGCGUGGGUUUUGGAGAGGUUUAAAACCAAGAAUCGUUGCAACAAUGCCUGCGACAGCAAUUUCUUGGACAGCUUACGAAUGUGCAAAACAUUUCUUAACUACUGCAUCCCUUUAA
This is a messenger RNA of Maudiozyma barnettii, 969 nucleotides long. RefSeq names its product Fe(2+) transporter (gene MRS3). Gene Ontology annotation, cellular component: mitochondrial membrane. Gene Ontology annotation, biological process: iron import into the mitochondrion. Gene Ontology annotation, molecular function: ferrous iron transmembrane transporter activity. Bases 1 to 969 code for a protein of 322 amino acids. NCBI's taxonomy places the organism in Eukaryota, Fungi, Ascomycota, Saccharomycetes, Saccharomycetales, Saccharomycetaceae. The record is from RefSeq and is a predicted model, not a curated record. The transcript has a single exon.